This is a messenger RNA of Ipomoea triloba (trilobed morning glory), 1661 nucleotides long. RefSeq names its product polyadenylate-binding protein RBP45-like. The record is from RefSeq and is a predicted model, not a curated record. Gene Ontology annotation, cellular component: cytosol. Gene Ontology annotation, molecular function: mRNA binding. The transcript is spliced from 7 exons. The coding region runs from base 118 to 1398 and encodes 426 amino acids. NCBI's taxonomy places the organism in Eukaryota, Viridiplantae, Streptophyta, Magnoliopsida, Solanales, Convolvulaceae.
CCGUUUUCUUCUCUCUCUCUUCUUUAUCGCGACGCGAGCGUUACGAAUUGGUGUUCUCUAUCUACUCCACGCCCUCCCUCUAGGGUUCAACCCCAAUUUUUCGAUUCCGUCGCGAAGAUGAUGCAACCAGGCAGCAUGGUCCCGCCACCAAUGGCUCCGAUGUCGGCAGAUCCGUCGCAGCAGCAGCAGCCUCCUCCGCCGCAGUACCAGCAGCCACCUCAGCAGUGGAUGAUGCAGGCGCAGCAGCAGCAGCAGCCGCCGAUGCAACCACAGCCUCCCGCCGCCUGGGCCCACCAGCCGCCGCCGGCGAUGUCUCAUGCCAUGCCUGUUCCUUAUCAAACUCAGCAGCCGCAACAGUAUGCUGGCGCCUACACCGCCACCGCUCCCGCGGCUUCUUCUAGCCCCAGCGAAGUUAAGUCUCUUUGGAUUGGGGACUUGCAGUAUUGGAUGGAUGAGAGUUAUGUCAACGGCUGCUUCGCUCAUACUGGAGAGGUUGCUGCUGUAAAGGUCAUUCGUAACAAAUUCACCACACAAUCUGAGGGUUAUGGCUUCAUUGAGUUCAGGUCUCAUGCAGCUGCUGAGUCCGUAUUACAAACAUAUAAUGGUACUCUGAUGCCAAACACAGACCAGAAUUUCCGGCUGAAUUGGGCAACUCUUGGAGCUGGUGAGAGAAGGGAUAACACCCCUGACUAUACAAUUUUUGUUGGAGAUUUGGCUGCUGAUGUUACUGAUUACUUACUACAAGAAACAUUUAAGGCUGUGUACUCAUCAGUGAAAGGUGCUAAAGUUGUCACUGAUAAGAACACUGGACGCUCCAAGGGCUAUGGGUUUGUCAAAUUUGGGGAUGAGAGUGAACAAGUGCGAGCUCUCACUGAAAUGAAUGGAGUGCUAUGCUCUACCAGGCCCAUGAGAAUUGGGCCUGCUGCUAAUAAGCAAACUGUUGGUACACAGCAGAAAGCAUCUACAUAUCAAAAUCCUCAAGCAAGUCAAGGCGAGAGUGACCCUAAUAAUACGACAAUAUUUGUUGGUGGGCUGGAUCCCAAUGUUACUGAGGAGCAUUUAAGGCAAGUGUUUUCCCCGUAUGGAGAGCUGGUUCAUAUAAAAAUAGUUGCAGGAAAGCGUUGUGGCUUUGUUCAAUUUGCUACCAGGGCUUCUGCAGAGCAGGCUCUAUCAAAUUUGCAGGGUACACAGUUAGGAGAACAGAACAUUCGGCUUUCAUGGGGACGCAGCCCUUCCAACAAACAGUCAUCAGAGCAGCCAAAAUGGGGUGGUGGUGGUUCCUAUUAUGGAUAUGCACAAGGGUAUGAGGCUUAUGGAUAUGCUCCACCUCCUCAAGACCCUAGUAUGUACUAUGGAAGUUAUCCUGGAUAUACAAACUAUCAACAGCCACAUCAGUGAUAUGUUGCUAAUGAUCAACAAGGCUGGUGAACUGGUGUAUAACAAGCUAUGCUGAUUGCUGAUAUUCCCAGUUAGUGAUACUGGCCACACUAUGAAUGCCUGGCAUGCACCCUUGUUUUCUUACCUUAUGUUUUUCUUCUUUUCUUUUUUUCCUUUUUUUUUUUUAAUUGUUGAAUUCGGGGACUUAAUACUGUGUUUGUGUAAUACUCUUGAGCAAUUCACCUAUAGUGUUUAUGAGUUGUGUCGUUAUGUUUAUAUUGUCA